Messenger RNA from Labeo rohita (rohu), 3834 nucleotides. It is a transcript of the gene agpat3, whose product is annotated as 1-acylglycerol-3-phosphate O-acyltransferase 3. Gene Ontology annotation, cellular component: endomembrane system; endoplasmic reticulum. The coding region runs from base 693 to 1826 and encodes 377 amino acids. The transcript has 10 exons. Lineage: Eukaryota; Metazoa; Chordata; Actinopteri; Cypriniformes; Cyprinidae. Gene Ontology annotation, molecular function: 1-acylglycerol-3-phosphate O-acyltransferase activity. The record is from RefSeq and is a predicted model, not a curated record.
UCUUAACGAAAGGUGGCUGCUAUGUCCACGUUGUGCUGUGGGACUGUUGCAUCUUGCUAAAGAUUCGCUAACUGGAACUGUUUUGAAUUUAGGAUAGCAGUUGGAAACAGCAUCAAGCGUUGGAAGUUCAACAUUGGAAGACUUGCUGUUUUUACAUUGGCGGACGUGUGGUUUUGCGUGGUGUCGGCGCCUUUACUGGGAGCUAGUUUUGUUCCUGCUUGCAUCAUCAUAAAAGUGCUCUCCUUCUGUGGGAUUAGCUUUAACAUGCGGCUGUAGCCAAAACGAGACCUGGCCCCUCGUUCAACUUUUUAAAAGGAUUUCGUUGCCAAAUAUUUUCAGGAGCACUUUCUGCAGUUGCAUUCAUCUGUCUUCAGGCUUGUCAAAAACAGAACUGCCUGUCCAUUUCUAAGAGAAACCAGAGCAGGCUAAUUUCAUAAUUGUUCUGCUUUGAAGACCUAUCUCCAGAAGCCGAGAUGCUGAACCAGGGGGCUGUGAUGAUCUUCACAGGCAUCUGUGGGGCGUUAGUGGUCAUGGCGGUGGCCUACUACGCCUACUGGUCGGUGGUACUAAGUGAAGGGCCGUGUAAAAGAGGGUUGUAGAGACGAACCCGCUGUGCAGUGUGUGUGGGAGCGCGUGUGUGCGUGGGUGAGUGAGUGAGUGUGUGUGUGUGUGUGUGGAAGGGGCUCUCAGUCAUGGGUGUGGUGUCGUGGCUGAAGAGCCUGUUCGUCCUGCAGCUCUUGAUUGGCUUUGUGUUCGUGGUGAGCGGCCUCAUUAUAAACUUCAUCCAGCUGUGUACCUGUGUGCUGUGGCCCAUCAACAAACAGCUGUACCGCAAGAUCAACACCAGACUGUCCUACUCGCUAUGGAGCCAGUUGGUGAUGCUGUUGGAGUGGUGGUCUGGCACAGAGUGCACACUGUACACCGAUCAGGCCACGGUGGAUAAGUUCGGCAAAGAGCACGUCAUCAUCAUCCUCAACCAUAACUAUGAGAUCGACUUCCUGUGUGGCUGGACCAUUUGUGAGAGAUACGGCGUACUGGGGAGCUCUAAGGUUCUGGCUAAACACGAACUGCUGAAAGUUCCUCUGAUCGGCUGGACGUGGUACUUCCUGGAAAUUGUUUUCUGCAAGCGAAAGUGGGAGGAAGACAGAGAAACAGUCUUCAGUGGGCUGAACAGUCUCCGAGAUUACCCAGAAUACAUGUGGUUCCUGCUGUACUGUGAAGGAACGAGAUUUACGGAAAAGAAACACCAGAUAAGCAUGCAGGUGGCUGAGAGUAAGGGCCUUCCAAAACUGAAGUACCACCUCCUGCCCCGCACCAAAGGAUUCACCACUACACUGCAAUGCCUCAAGGGAACAGUGAAAGCUGUGUAUGAUGUCACGCUGAACUUCAAAGACAAGCAGAACCCGACCCUGCUGGGCAUCGUCAACGGGAAGAAAUACAUGGCAGACUUGAGCGUCAGGCGUUUCCCUGUGGAGGAGAUUCCUGAUGAUGAAAAGGAGUGCGCUGACUGGUUACACAAGCUCUAUCAAGAGAAGGAUGCAUUACAAGAACAAUAUGAAAAGGAGGGCUGUUUCCCCGGCCCCAUCAUCAAACCCAAACGUCGACUUUGGACACUGCUGAAUUUCCUGUUUUGGGCUACUCUCCUGCUUUCUCCGCUUAUUAACUUUGCCUGGGACGUCUUAGUCAGCGGCUCUCCCCUCCUCAUCAUUGGCUUUAUGAUCUUCCUUAUUGUCGCUUCUGUAGCAGUUCGUCGGCUCAUCGGUGUAACCGAAGUCAAGAAGACCGGAUCCAGCUACGGCAACGUAGAAGCCAAGAAGGAGAACUAACCAUUUUCACCGUGUCAACACCGUGUGGCCACUGUAACGCUCACCCUGCAGUCCAGCCUCAGGCACAGAGCUGCCCUGUGUGCAGUUAUCCUUCUUUUUACAAAAAAAAGUAAUACAAAAAAAAUAAUGAAAUAAUAAAAUCUCAGCAUUGGGAGGUAUAUAGGGAUAUAACUGUAGAUUUAACUUAAAACGCUAGUCUAUAAACAUUAUGAUCAUUUUUAUGAACCAACUAAAUGGAAAAUAGAGGAGAAGAAACACUCGUCAGCUGCGGAUCGAGAUGGCGAGAUGGCGUAGAGAGACCAACCACUGAUGCUAAUCGACCUAUCAGUGACUUGUCCCUCCUGUUUAAAACCAUAAGACCUGCCCAUUUCCCAAACAAGCCCACUUCUUGUCAUAGUUCUCCAUUAAUAUUAAUCUUCUGAAGUGCUUUAACACUUCCUUCAUUGCAUCUACAAUAUCAGUAGUCAUUUUUCCACAACGUUCCUCUUUGCAUUUUCACCCAAAACCACACUGAGUCACUUGGACUGAUUUUCCACGAUCAGAAUUUCACAUCACAAGCUGGAAGAGCAUGCUGCGGUUGAGAAAGACAAACCCCAGCCAAUCAGCGAUGAUGGUCAUGACACGGCCCCUACCCGACAAAUGAACCGCUGGAGUGAUGUUGGUGAAAACUGUUCACUGUGAUGGUACUAGAUAUGGACUGAGCAGGGUUACUAAAGAAAAGCAUGUCUUCUGUAACUUCACAAUGGUGUCUUAAACCCACUACGUCACCAUUGUAUUACUGGCUAUGCUGACUAAGCGAUAAAUGUUUUCUACCAAUGUACUCCACCUAGAGCUUCUCUUUAGUUAGUCUGCAGUUUUGUCAAAAAAAUGAAAGACCCAUGGACCAUAAUACAGUUGCCCAGCCUCUCUACCCUUGUGUAACUGAUGAAAUACAAGGGUUAGAUGAAUGAGAUUGUGAGAGUAGCUGAAUGACCAAGAAGAAAGCAAUGAGUUGUAUCAAUAAAGAGAGAAUGAAACCUGUUUAGUGUAAUCUGAUGACACUAAUGGUUUGUAAAUAAACUCUAGAAGCUUCUUCUAGACCCAAAUCCAUCUGAAUUGAAAGCACCUUUAUGGUUCUUGCACACAUUUAUCUCUCUUGCACAUCACUCAUUGUUUUCAGUGUGCAACUUGGUGUUUUUUCAUGACGAAACAGGAAACCUGUUCAAGCCUUAACGGAACAGAAAAAUGCAGCUUCAUUUGUGUGGCGCUCUUAAGAGUCCCGUGUGGUUGUGAUUUUCACAUACUGUGCAGAGGUUUUCUGACCCUCGAAUCACGUGUAGAUCACAGGUGCUGUUUGUCUGAAAGCUGCUCGACAUGGGAUUGGAAAAUGUGACAUGGGUGUAGCAGAUGAGGUUUAUAAUUUGGAUCAAAGACCAAAGUUCAAAAAACUAAAAUACUGUACAAGACUGACCUUUUUUUUUUUUUUUUUUUUUUUUUUUUUUAAAACCAUAACCUGUUUGAAGGAAUAUUGAGUUGAGUUGUAUUUUAUUUUCACAAGAUAUUUUUGGGAGACUGAAUUUAUUAAUUUCACAAAAAGCUGUGAAUGCCAACAGCUAAGUGUUUGUUUUUAGAAGAUGAUACUGAUUUUUUUUUUUUUAAAGCUUGCUGAUCUGAGAUCUGUGAUUGUAGUUAAUACCACUAUGGACAGGGUAGGACUCUGAGCCAAGAUUAGUUCUUGUACUCUAAUGCUGUUAUGAAUGUGAUACCUGAUCUGGGGCCAGAAUUCCCACUGCUUGUAAUAAAUGUUGCUGCUUUAUACUGAAGUAUAGGACUGAGAAGAUUGAGUUUUUAGAGCACAGACUAAGUGGCGCGAACAGAUGCUAAAGACUACUGAGAGUGUAUCUGACCUCCCAAAAAAAGCAGUGUGUGAAUGGAGACCAAGCAGACCUAAAAAGUUAGUGUUAAAAUCACUACAACUUUUUUUGUAUUUUCUUUCAGAACAAUUAAAGCAUUCAGUGUAUGAUUGGAA